Messenger RNA from Grosmannia clavigera kw1407, 1575 nucleotides. RefSeq names its product sedoheptulose-1,7-bisphosphatase. The coding region runs from base 1 to 1575 and encodes 524 amino acids. Gene Ontology annotation, molecular function: fructose 1,6-bisphosphate 1-phosphatase activity. The transcript has 3 exons. Gene Ontology annotation, biological process: gluconeogenesis; fructose 6-phosphate metabolic process; fructose metabolic process. Lineage: Eukaryota; Fungi; Ascomycota; Sordariomycetes; Ophiostomatales; Ophiostomataceae. Gene Ontology annotation, cellular component: cytoplasm. The record is from RefSeq and is a predicted model, not a curated record.
AUGGGCAAGCUAGGUACAUCGGUGCUCCCAGCUCUGUUGGACUGCAUUGCCGACAUUGCCAAAGCGUUGCGCAAGUCCUCCCGAAUUACCCUCGCCGGAACGUCCAACGUGUUUGGCGAUGGCCAGCUGAACGUGGACAUUGCUGCUGAGGAUCUCGUCCGCACGGCCCUGGCUCGAUGCCCUAGCGUCGUAACUGCGAGCAGCGAGGAAGAUCCGAUAGAGAAGCCGACAGGCGUGGCUGUGGACGCAAAUGCCUCUGAACAGUACACGGUAGCCUUCGACCCUCUUGACGGUAGUUCCAUCAUUGCGCCAAACUGGACCGUUGGCACGAUUAUCGGCAUCUGGGACGGGGCCUCGGCGCUGCGCCAGCGGCCGGCAGACAAGCAGAUCGCCGCCAUCCUGGGCGUCUAUGGUCCACGUACGACGGCUAUCGUGGCUCUGCGCGUGCCGGGUGCCGAGCCGGUCUGCUUCGAGGUCGGCCUCGAGGAUGGUAUUUCUGGUGGCUACGAGACUGUCCGAGAAUGUGUGCGCUACGCCGACGCUCCAUUCAAGACGCGCUACUUUGCACCGGCCAACCUCCGGGCGGCCGCGGACAACGACGCGUAUCAGCGGCUGAUUACGCAGUACAUCCAGAACAGAUACACGCUGCGAUACAGCGGCGGCCUCGUUCCGGACAUCGUGCACGCGCUGGUCAAGGGCCACGGCGUCUACAUAUCGCCGGUGACGGCCACCAGCGCGGCCAAGCUGCGAAGGCUGUACGAGCUGUGUCCUGUGGCGCUUGUGGUGGAGUGCGCUGGAGGACGGGCACUUGACCCACUGGAUGGCGAGCCCAUUCUUAGCCGGCCGUCGGUGAGCUGUGAUGAAAGGGCGGGUUUGAAGAAGGACGGAUACGAAGACAUCCCGCUAAGGUCGCCCCUGCCAUACGUGGACGGCCGGACAAGUCCAGAAGCCAACGCAGCCGAAGCCGAUCCUGAGGCCGCCGUGCGCGCCAUUAGCCAUGCCAUCCGUACUGCUGCCACAGCCAGUGCCACAGCCAGUGCCACGGUUGUAGCCACGGACGAGUAUGCGGAUGGUGUGAGAUGCUAUUCCGAAGAAGACAAAGCCGCAGCCAAAGCGAUGGGGGAUGUCCUUGUCAGCAUGAUCACAAUUACGGGGAAACUAUGUCUGGGGCGCAAAGAUGCGGCGAAAGUGACGGAGGUGUGGCGCAGGCUCUUCUACGACAUUGGGACGCCCAUGGCAACGAGGCUGGCGGCGGGUGAACAAGCGAUAGCUAUCAAGACGCUUUACUGGGCCGAGCUGGGGACGAAGUACGAGCCAUACAGAAAAGACCUAUCGACGAAGCAGAAGAGGGCCAUUCCAGCAGAGAAGGAGGCGGAGAUGAUGCGAGAGUUCUACGAGGUUAUCGCGGCUGUGCCGGCAGCAUCAGCACCAGCGGUGAUGGCGGCGAUGAACAAGAGCCUUGCCACGGUAGCCCAGGCACUUGCCACGACUGUGCAAGUUGGCAGGUCGUCGGUGGCCACAGCGUAUACGAUCUAUGCACGGAAAGUAGCUGGGGACGGGCUUGAUACUCUGUAG